Formica exsecta is the source of this 2134-nucleotide messenger RNA. Its product is annotated as ADP-ribosylation factor-like protein 13B. The coding region runs from base 668 to 1741 and encodes 357 amino acids. Gene Ontology annotation, biological process: non-motile cilium assembly; receptor localization to non-motile cilium. The record is from RefSeq and is a predicted model, not a curated record. Gene Ontology annotation, cellular component: ciliary membrane; non-motile cilium. Lineage: Eukaryota; Metazoa; Arthropoda; Insecta; Hymenoptera; Formicidae. The transcript has 8 exons. Gene Ontology annotation, molecular function: GTP binding; GTPase activity.
UUAAAAUUUUAAUAUAAAUUAAAUUUCUCUUACAAGAUUCACUUACAAAGAUACUGUUAAAAAAUGGGAAAUUGCGAUAAAUUAUGGUUUAAGCUCAUGCUUUACAUUUAUUUACAUAUCUAUUUAAUGUUAAACAAACGUCGCUGUCUACUUCUUAAUUUCAUCUGUUUUAUAUGGAGAACACGUUCGCGAACGUAUAUUGAAAAGACGUGUAUGCAAAAUAGUCGUCAGACAGUUCUAUUUAACAGUAAAUAUGACAUUAGAGAUUACUUAUUUGAAUGACACAUAUAUAAUAGAGAAUGUUUCAGACGUGCCAUCCAAAACUGUCGCAAGUUCAAUUGAUGUCCACAACUAAAAAGAAAAAAACGUUGCAUUCUCCAACUUCAACUUAAACAAUAGAAUUGAAUAGAAUCUUUCUUUCAACCUCUACUAUUCUCUAUAAGGAAUAAAAGAAAACUUUGUAAUUAGACUGUACGGAAAGAGACAAAGAUACUUGAUAUCGCUAUCUCUCUCGUCCCGAUAUAUGUAUAGAGUUCAUUGUGUAUAUUACAGUGUUUGCGUAUAUAUUGAUGUAUAAUACGUAGAAUUAACUCUAUAAUAUGUGUCAUAUGUACGAUGCAAUAAAUGACAGAAGUCUGUUGAAACGCAAUUAAUCUUUUUUUUAACGAUGGGUAAUUGCAUCAGGAGCGUGUUAAGGAGGCUGAGAAGAAACCGCGGCACGGAAAAGACCAUUAUCCUGCUUAUUGUUGGGUUAGAUAAUGCUGGGAAAUCUUUAAUACUGAAUCAUAUUAGUGGAGAUCCAGAUAGGAAUGUACUGCCUACAAUGGGAUUUCGGACAGUAUCUUUAAAACAUAACUCGUAUUCAGUAAAGAUAUAUGAUCUUGGUGGUAGUUCUCAGAUUAGAGCAUUGUGGCCUAAAUAUUAUAAUGAUAUACAUGGUCUUAUAUAUGUGGUGGAUGCUAGUGAUAUUUCUCGUCUUGCAGAAAAUAAAGUUGUGUUUAACGAAUUAAUAACACACGAGGAUAUUUCAGCGAAACCAUUAUUAUUAUUUGCAAACAAACAGGAUUUGAAUGGAGCUAUUGAUGAGCUAGAUCUGGUUGAAAAUUUGGAUGUGGAGCAUGCAGCCAAUGCCAUGAAAUGUCCGACAAGAGUAGAAACAUGCUCCUGCAUUUAUGAUAAGGAACAAUCAAAAAGUAAUACUAUGGGCAUAAAGAAUGGAUAUAAAUGGCUGUUGGAAACCAUAGUAAAAAAUUAUGCUGCUCUGAAUAAUAGAAUCAAACAAUCACAAAGUUGUCAACAUAAAAGUAUUCAAGAAUCUCAGUCUAUUGCGUCAAAUACACCAUCAAGAAUUUCUAUACACUCAAAUCCUUUUAAACCCAUUAAAGAUCUCUUGGCAACAAAGGAUGAAGUUCUAAUAAGUGAAACAUGCAAUGGUACUAAUGAAGGGAAAAGCUUUAUAAAAGCUUUUGUACGAAGAAAUAAGACUGCCCCUCUUCCAGUUGAACAAUCGACUAUCGAAUGCGAAAAUCUCUCGCGAAAUCUUACGCCUAAUGUGGAAACUCUUGCUGGAGAGAAAAGUACACAAACUAUGACUACAAUAUUAGAUCCAUUAAAUUUAAAUAUUGAUUAUAGCCCAAGCAAUGCUAGUACAAAUCUAAUCCGUCCGUAUACAGCACCAGAGAGAUCCCAACGGUUAUUAAAUAAAAUGAUAAUUAAUAUUCCUGGACAAGUGCCUCAAUGACAGCAAUUGUAGAUUUUAUACUAGAGUUCAAAAGGGACCACACACAUUACAAUGUCAUGAUACAGCAUUUACGAUAAAAAUAUCAGAACUAUAUAUAUAUUACUGUAAAAAACAUUUUAUAAUAGCUUUAGAUAAGUAAUACCUCCAACAUUACUAUUUUUAUAGCAUCGCUUAAUUACACAUUAACAUUUUUUGUAUAAAAACACUAUAUAGGUUUCUGAAUUUGGAGAAUAUGAAAGUGCAAACAUUAACAUGUGUGUAAUAAUUUAUAUAUGUAUUAUUAAGUUAUAAUUUUUAUAAACUUUUAAUAUGUGUAAUAUAUAAUAAUAAUGUAUAUAUUAUCCAACACAAAAGAUAUGUUUAUGAAAUAUACUUUUUAUCAUUUAAAAGAAA